GCCGAAGGCCGUGGCGACGUCGAAACCUGCGUCGAAACUGGCGAAUAUGAACGGUUGAAAUGUUGCGCCCGUGGGAAGCUGCGUGGGAAGGUCAAACGCGGCUAUCCACGUGGCACGUUGGCGAUUGGCAUAGCAGCGACAUGCAACAUCACUGCCAGAAAGCCUCUCAUCGGCCUUUCACCGAAGGCAAAAGGCCCCAGCCUCGCUCAAGCGCCCCAUUGCAAUACAAUCUGUAUAAGUAGGAGUGCCGUUUCAGAGUGCGAGUGGCAAGUUGCCAGCACAAGAAAAGUUGGCACUGGGUCCAGCACCGCUUGUCCAUUAGCUUCUGCAACCCACUGCAUCAUCCCGCGGCACUCUAACAUGAGCAUAUCAUCCCUAUGCAGCAAGUUCCGCGACUACCUCCUCCUCACUCUACUUCGCUUCAUCGCAAAGUCAGCCAGCCGCCCUCCACCCUGCGCCUUCCGCACAUUCACCGAGAUCCCCUCGCGCGACCCCACAAGGACGAUCAAAGCACACAUCUAUACUCCUCCGAUCCUCUGUCACAGCAACGCGCCCAGUGCCGUUAUCAUCAACUGGCAUGCAGGAGGCUUUAUUCUACCGGUUCAUGGGCAAGACGCAAAGUUUUGCGCAUCGAUGGCAGAAGAUGUUGGUUGCGUCGUAAUUGACGCGGAUUAUCGCAAAGCGCCCGAGGACGCGUUUCCCGCUGCCGUGGAGGAUGUGGAGGAUGUGGUGCGUUGGGUGUUGGGGAGGCGCGAAGUCUAUGAUAUCGGGAGGAUCGCGGUUACCGGCUUCAGUUCCGGUGGAACCUUGGCACUUGGAGUUUGUUUAAGGACACAAUCUGCCGCAGGAGGUGGUUUUGGGCUCGACAUGGGAUUGACGAUUCCGCGUGCUGUGGUAACGUUUUACCCUCCUACUGAUAAAUCUAUCCCGCCUGAAGCCAAGACCGCCGUUGGCGACCUCGUUGAUCCCACACCGCCUUUCAUUCUUGAAUUGUUUGGAAAGGCAUACCCCGGUGUGACAGCCGACCUCGCCAACCCACUCAUCUCACCUUCCCGUGCCGACCUGACACGAUUCAGCGACUCGGACUACCUCAUUCUUACAUGUGCUGGGGAUCUCCUGUGUGCGGAGGCCGAGGAACUGGGGCACCGGCUGGAGCAGCGAGCAACCGAGGACCAUCGUGGGCGGAAGGUUCUCGUUAAGAGACUGGAAGGUGUGGGGCAUGCUUGGGACAAGAAAGCCCGAGAUGGCACCCGGGAGGCGGAGGUCAGGGAUGAGGCAUACGUGUUGGCUGCGGAGUUCUUGAAGGAGAGUUUAUCCCGGCUGUGAAAUUAGCCUAUGCAGUUGGUGCAACAUGCGAGUUGAGGGAACUACAUCCGAGUAACAUUACGGAAAGAGUCUCCUCUCGAUCGACUGCUUUCUCCGAUCCCUAGUUCCGCAGUGCGAAGCUACCGCUUUUUGUGUUUUGAUGAUAUAUAUAGAGCGGUGGUCAGACACUGCUUCAACGCAGCAAGACAUGUGACUGUAUCGGUACUUGAAAGUAUGGGCAACAUAUAAUCAUAAGGUUCACACCACAAAGGGCCAAGUGCAGGCCGCGUUUAGAGACACAAGCGGUUGUAGUGCAGAAUAGGUUGUAAUACUGUAUACGUAUGGGCUCAUGAAUAGAAAAAUAUGCCAUUGCCGCAUAUAAAACCCCCC
This is a messenger RNA of Fimicolochytrium jonesii, 1695 nucleotides long. Its product is annotated as Alpha/Beta hydrolase protein. Gene Ontology annotation, molecular function: hydrolase activity. The transcript is spliced from 2 exons. The coding region runs from base 361 to 1326 and encodes 321 amino acids. The record is from RefSeq and is a predicted model, not a curated record. NCBI's taxonomy places the organism in Eukaryota, Fungi, Chytridiomycota, Chytridiomycetes, Spizellomycetales, Powellomycetaceae.